AUGGGUUCUGCGAUAACUACCAUAGUGUUUCAGCCGCCGCAGCCUAGCUACAGUCGAGAUCCAAAUCUCAUCUGGCUCAGCACUUCGGAGCACGAAGUGAUCCCUGCCUUCUUUAUUGACAGGGAUGCCAAGUUCACGCUUCUGUUUAGCCACGGCAACGCGGAGGACUUGGGGAUGAUCAUCCAGUAUUUCCGGGAGGUUUCGCACAUAUUGGAUGUGAAUGUCUUCGCGUAUGAUUACACUGGAUACGGGAUGAGUUCAGGCAAGCCAUCGGAGCAAGCUCUGUAUGCUGACAUCGAGGCGGCCUUCAAGUACCUCCGCGACAUCGUCGGUACGCCGUGGAGUGAGAUUGUGGUGUAUGGAAGAUCAAUCGGGACUGCCGUAAGAGCCAUUGUGCUCCAGAGUCCCCUGCUCUCAAUCUACCGGGUGGCAUUUUCCUCCAGUUUCACGCUGCCCGGCGACAUGUUUCCCAAUGUGGACAGAAUAGGUCAGGUAAAAUGCCCUGUGUAUAUCGUGCAUGGGACGCAGGAGUACGGAGUUCUGAUCGGGCCCCGGUGGUGGGAGUUUGAACGUGUUGGUGAGAUCACGCAGGACGAGAUCAUUCCAUCGUCUCAUGCAGAGGAUUUGGUUCGAAACUGUCGCGAGGGAAUCGCGUACCCGCCCUACCUAGUCGAGAACGGCGGACACAACAACCUUGAACUGAUUGCUCGGCAGCCGUUUUAUGACAACUUCACAAAGUUCCUUCAGUGGUUGGAAAAAAGCGAGAUAUCGGAGGAGCUGCACCAGCACUCUGGGAAGAGCGACGGCGUGAAGGCCAAGUGGUUCCAGAGUCUUGGACGUCGGUGCGCCCCGAAGAUUCAGACUGCAGCUGCGAAGAGUGGAGCAAACCGCAUGGUUGUGAUUUUGUGCCUCGCCGCAUCCUCAAGCUUAGAUGCCCUGGGCGCAGCUGCGCAAGGACACUCCGAGGGGUCGGCCCUUGCGAAGACGGGGAUGGGCAAUGGCGACUCAUCUCCGAGAUGUACCGCAGUCUUGGAUGCGCCGUUGGCAAAUCCCGUCUUCAUGUCGGAUGCGCCGAACUUCCUGCAAAGGCAGCGUAACAGGGCCGCCAAAGCGCUGGUCAGCGAGCAUGCCGGCACCAUCACCUGCCGGCUCGAAUUGGGAGUCCUCGUUCUGAAGUUUUUCUUUGCUCGCAUGCCGGCUGUUACCAAGCAGACUUCAUACGCGAUGUCGCUUGGCGCCUCCGCUUCCUCAGUGUCUGUGGCCAAAGCGGCCUUGCGGAAGCAGGUUCGCGCGAGCCUGAAGAUCCUGGAUGACGCUGAACUGAAUCGCCAAAGCGAGGCCGUUUGCGAACGACUGGUUCGCAGCAGCCUCUUCACGGCGAGUCAGAGGAUUGGCAUCUUUCUCGCGAUGCCAAUGGGAGAGCUUCGGACAGGGCCCAUAUUGCGGCAAGCCUACUCCAGCGGAAAGCAGGUGUUCUGCCCGAGGGUGAUGGGCGAUGGCUGGAUGGAGUUCUUCGAGGUGAAGAGCUUGGAGGAAGCCGGUUCUCUGCCGCUGUCGAAGUGGAAGAUACCGGAGCCUCCCGAGGAUUUUCCCAAAGUGGAGCCAUGGGAUUUGGAUCUUCUGCUGGUCCCGGCUGUCGCUUUGGACCUGAGUCGAAGGCGCUGUGGUCAGGGCAUGGGCUUCUAUGAUCGCUAUGUCCAGCGAGCUAAACAGCGACCCGACGGAAGCCGGCCUCUGAGAACGAUUGGGCUUGGACUUCUGCAACAAAGACAGGAGGAAGUGCCCUGUGAGUCGCAUGACGAGCUGCUUGACGCAGUCGUCUUUCCCGAUUGUGAUGUUUUCCCCACAGCAUGCGAGCCAGCAGAUCCAGGGAGACCAUAG
Messenger RNA from Symbiodinium sp. CCMP2592, 1881 nucleotides. Lineage: Eukaryota; Dinophyceae; Suessiales; Symbiodiniaceae. The record is from the annotation of a GenBank genome assembly.